Molecule: messenger RNA, 1686 nt
Organism: Chenopodium quinoa (quinoa)
Lineage: Eukaryota; Viridiplantae; Streptophyta; Magnoliopsida; Caryophyllales; Amaranthaceae
Product: KIN17-like protein
Exons: 1
Coding region: 248-1450 (400 amino acids)
Biological process (GO): DNA replication; DNA damage response
Cellular component (GO): nucleus
Molecular function (GO): double-stranded DNA binding
Source: RefSeq, a predicted model, not a curated record
CAGCAUCAUUUUGAAUUUCUUCUACAUCCACAAUAUACCCUCAGACAAUCUCGUCCGCCAUUAGAGCCACCAUAAUCACACACCAGAAAUCUCCUUUUCUUUCAAGUUAGGGUUUUUCAAUCUCCCUCUUUCAAGUACAAUCGAUUAUCUUAAACUCUUCCGAAUUAAUUUUUUAUCUUCCCUAGGGUUUCUUAUUGCAAUUUCCAAUCAUAUUAUAAACCUAAAUUUCAAUUACGUAUAAAAUUCAAUGGGAAAGAACGAAUUUCUAACUCCGAAAGCAAUCGCAAAUCGAAUCAAAGCGAAAGGUCUCCAGAAACUUCGAUGGUAUUGUCAAAUGUGUCAAAAACAAUGCCGAGACGAGAACGGGUUCAAGUGUCAUUGUAUGAGCGAGUCUCAUCAGAGACAAAUGCAGAUUUUUGGGCAAAACCCGGAUCGUAUCGUAGAUGGGUAUUCGGAGGAAUUCGAAAGUACGUUUCUUGAUCAUAUGAAAAGGAGUCAUAGGUUUAGUAGGAUUGCUGCUACUGUUGCUUAUAAUGAGUAUAUAGCUGAUAGACAUCAUGUUCAUAUGAAUUCUACUAAGUGGUUGAGUUUGACUGAGUUUGUUAAGCAUUUGGGUAGGACGGGGAAGUGUAAGGUAGAUGAGACUCCCAAAGGGUGGUUCAUUACUUAUAUUGAUAGAGAUUCCGAGACUCUUUUUAAGGAUAGGAUGAAGAAUAAGCGGAUUAAGGCGGAUUUGGCGGAGGAUGAGAAGAAGGAGAGGGAGAUCAUGAAGCAGAUUGAGCGGGCGGAACAGUUGAUGCCUAUUGCGGAAAAUGAGGGUGAGGGUGAGGAUGAGGAUGAGGAGAGGGCGGAGGAGAAGGAAUUGCCAGGUGGGAAAGUAGCAUUUGCACUUGGAGGUGGGUUGUCGAAACCCGGGGGUGUAGGAGGGUCUGGGAAGGAGAGAGGGGAGGGGCCGAGGGUUGUGUUUGAGGAUGUUGUGGAAGGGGAGAAAGCGAAAAAGAGAACUAAAUAUGGUGAUGGUAAUGCAGCUGUUAAGUCUGCUUUGGAGGAUAUGAUCAAGGAGGAUGAGAAGGUUAAGGAACGUCAUAAUAGGAAGGAUUAUUGGCUGUGUGAGGGAAUAGUUGUAAAGGUUAUGAGCCAGAAAUUGGCAGAAAAAGGGUAUUAUAAGAAGAAGGGGGUUGUCAAGAAGGUUAUUGAGAAAUAUGUAGGUGAAAUUGAGAUGCUUGACACCAAACAUGUGCUUAGAGUGGAUCAAGCAGAGCUUGAGACUGUAAUUCCACAGAUUGGCGGUUUGGUGAAGAUAGUUAACGGGGCUUAUCGAGGAAUGAAUGCUAGGUUGCUCUCCAUUAAUACUGACAAAUAUUGUGCCAAGGUCCAGAUAGAGAAGGGUCUAUAUGAUGGAAGAGUUCUUCAAGCUGUGGAUUAUGAAGACAUCUGCAAACUCGCUUAGUCAAGGACAGAUUGUGCCAAAUACUAGCAUAUCAAAGUUUUUUCAGAAUUUGGCCAGCCAUCUCAUCUUUGUAAUGUAUUGCUGAAUUUGCUGGUUGAUUUUUAUCUUACUCUUGAUUUUAUCACAUUAGCAAAUGUAUUUUUCUUUGCAGCAUAUAUGAAACAAUCCCUUUUUGCUUAUUAUAUUCUCAGUAUUUGUUCUUCAAAGGUGAAAUUUGUUAUAAAUGGUGUUUCGUA